AUGCCUCUUACACGGAACUGCACACACCGCCAAGUAAGUGGCUUUAUUUUGAGGCACUGUCUCUUUCAGGGGAUCUGGCUCGAUGGCAAGUGGAUACGAUUGCGAGUCGGUAUAAUGACCGAAAUGUAACCUCCCCCUUAAUGCGCACCUAUUAUCGUCUAGCCAUCGAGUUAAGUACUUUGGGAUUUAGGUAGGGCGAAGUGUUUGCGGUGACUUUGUCCAGAAUUGGAAGUUUCCGUGCACUUACGAUAAUACAAGUAAGAAAGCAGGAGACAGGUAUAGGAGUAUAGGAGAUUCAUGACCAGUGCUUGCCGCAAACGCAUGUUGAGAUGGCAAUUUGCUUUACUAGCCAGGUUCCGAUGCAUGAUGCCUAGGUCGUGAGCACGAGUAUUAAUCCCGCCCAUUUCGUUUGUGAGUUUCUCAAACCACAUCGAGCAACCAACACACCGAAGCUUGCCUUACGGCUUCAAAGGAGGAUGCAGCCGUGAAAGCUAAAAGAACUGUGGCAGAUUAUGUGAGGUAGUCUUCUGAACACAGUUGCGGCUCUCGCAGAAACACGUACAGACGCACACACACACACACACACACACACUCACGCUGACUCCCCCCCAAUCAGAUUUCGCUCACGACAAGAGUUGGUAUGUAUGUGUGUCUAUAAGGACCGUUUAGUGGAAUAUCAGCUACAACUCGCAAUCUUGCUCUCACUUACAUAGGAACUACCAGCAGAGGUGAGUUAUGUAACUGGAACCCUAUAAUAAAUUGGUCAGUACAUUUUUUGCGCAAUUUCGCACCAUCUGCAUAAUGGACAUGCCUAAUCCUUUAGAAUAAGCUCAUGACUAUUACUGAGGAAAACGAAAAAGAUUAACUGUACAGCAGCAAUAUGAAUCGGGUUUUUUUUCGGGUGACUGGAAAACAUGAAAUAAAGAGGGAUAAGAAAUCGGUUGGGCGCGGGAAUAUGAAAUCCAAUAUUACUGAUGGCCUUGUCCCAGAUUCUGGAGAUUAAUAAGUAACGAAUAGAUGCGAAUAUGCGCGCGCGAUUACCGUGCCUGGGCAAAAGAACAUGCACUUAGAGAGCACCGGUCUUCGCGGAAGAAUUCUUCUAGUCGAUUCGAGCUUUUCCCUGAGGGCGUUUUAAAUUUAACUACUUCCUAGGAGCUAACUUGCCUGAAGGAACAAUGGCGAGGUUGAUUCUCCGGAAGCUUUCUGCUCUAGAAAAAGAGUCCUAUGGUUUCAUGUGCUAUUUCUCCCAGUCUAGGUUUUCAUAUGAUGGUAGACAUUCGAAAAUAUGCCUUAUCUCCGUCUGCAAAGUUUAUCCAUUAUUAUUUGGAAGUGAAACGAAAUUUUACAUCGGAAAUGUGAUGAAAUUAAUUUCAUUAAGCAUGUUUUUACUAAAAGAAAGUAAGAAAUUGCGGCAGAAAGCUCAGAAAAUCAAAACGAGAAAGUGUGAGAGUGAGAUUCGAACGUUUUCGCAAAAAGGUGUCAUCAGUAUGCUGGACGAACAAGCGUCAGUUUUUCGAGAAGUUAUUUUUCGGUUAACGAGACCCAGAAGAUACUGCGCCUCAUUCGUGUGAUCCCAUCUAAGAUCCUUUAUGGCCAAUUGUCGUCCCGACGACCUUUAGUUUGACUUAUUAUUGUUUCCAUAUCGAGUUUCACAAGGUGGUAUGAAUGCCCCACAACAUAAUAUUCCAAGCAAAGGUGGAGGGGCGAUCUACCAUUGUAUACUCCCGAUCGAAACCGACAAGACAACGAUCCCGUGGCUCAGUGGUUAGAGGCGUUGGACUUCUAACUAAAAAGUCGCGAGUUCGAGGCCCAGGUGUUCCACACUUCGGGGUUGGGUAUGACUGGCUGACGAUGGCUAAUAAGCCAGAAAUGGCCAUUCCCGUCCCCCUUGUAGUUGUUGGUAAUACCACUCUGCCUAUCCCAAACAAGCACUGCGGACUGCAGUGUGUGCUGCUCGCCCACCCGAAAUGCUUGCCCUCUAAAAUCAGAUCUUCGUGUGUGUUCGAUAGGGGGCAAAUAUGGAUACCGUUUGGACAGAAACUUUCCGAAAGACUCCCCUUUUUCAUAACCGUACCCUGCGUUUCACCUUCUGAGGUCCUCCGUCUACCGCAAACGAAAUGCCCUUGCGUUGUCUCUAAAUUAAAUUUCUCAGCACACCCCAGUUCAUUGUGUGACAAUAAGUUUAGGCGCCAAAGGCCUACAUUCAACAUUAAUUCCUAACUUCCUAUUGGUUAGGUUCUUUUGGCGUGUAAAUAGGGCAUUCCGGAUAUUUACCGAUUAAUGAUGCGACCGUCCACGGCGACCGGAGGUUGAACUUCGUAGGGAAAGCGGAAUCGCCUGUACUCUAUUUCACAGUCAGGAUAGACCUAUAGGCGACACAUUCAAGUGACUUGGAAUUUACCGAGUUGCAGUUACAGUAGGUGGGCUAACUCGUGAAAUGUCAAUCGAAAUUUCGGAAUGCGUUUUCGUUUGGAAAAGAUUAAUUAAGUAGGGUUGUAAAACUAAUCAUUAUGCAGCAAAAUUCUGAAAUAAUUCAGUUACAUCAAGGUGUUGGCUUUCGAAUACACUUAUUUCCGACUGCAUGCAAGAACUACACUCUGCAAAAAUUGACUACUUAAGUAGCAUGCAAUUUUCUCAUUGAGUUUCGAUGCCCUUGCAAAUUCCAUUAUAUUUAAUGGAAAACAUGCAUAAAAAUAUUCAUUCUUUUGUUCAUUCGGUAGAAAAUCACGUCUGCUUUGGAUUUUAUACUCGAAAAAAUAGUACAAUUCGGUUUUAAGAAACUUUUCUAAUUCACGAAUAAUUUUGAACCCGCUCUACCGUCACACUUGGAUUCAGGGUUUCCAAACUACAAGCCGUAUAUUUUCCGUGUACGGAAAACCAUACAUUUCUCUACGGUAUUAAGAGGAGACUAUAUGAGGUUCAUAAAAUUACGCAGUGGAUUUGAGCAAUAUUGUUAACUUUACAAGCCACAUUGGUAAAUGCAGAGACAUGACGUUUUAGGAACGGCCAUUUCACGAUAUUUAACAAUCUCACAAUUAGAAAUUUUUGAAAUCGAAUUAUGCCCUUCUUUCGAGCAUAGAAUUGGAAAAAGACGUGAUUUACCACCGGAUGAGCAAAAGAAUGAAUAUUUUAUGCAUUUUUUCCAUGAAACAUAAUUGAACUUUCAAGGGCAUCGAAAAUCAAUGAGAAAAUUGCAUGCUACUUAAAUAGUCAUUUUUUUCCAGAGUAUAGUUCAUGCAUGCAGUCGGAAACAAGUUCAUUUGAAAGCCUACACCCUGAGGUAACUAGGUCAUUAUAGAAUUAUGCUGCAUGAUGAUUAGCAUUACAACCGUACCUAAGUAAUCUUUUCGAAACGGAAACGCAUUUCGAAAUUUCGGUUGACGUUUCAUGAUUUAUCCCACCUACUCUAAUAGAAUGAAGGCGAGCUGAGUAAAGCAGAGUUCGCGUUCAAGCUCCGGAACUCCCCAGCCGACUGAUAACAGUAAAUUAGGCAGGAAAGGUAUCUUGCCGUCCCUCUUGUCUUUUGUGCAAUGCUUCUCACUUACCCCGUUGCUAGAAGACUGUGGAAAAAACUAAUCAUUGUGAAAUGUUGCGCUACUGUUUCUGGCUGAUAGGCUUUGCUUUGAGUUGCCAACAUGUGUCAGACUUGUGAAAUCUCCUUGUGUGGUGAUGACGACAAAAUCUCCAUUGAACUCCUAGUUUUAUGAAAAAAGAAAAUUGCAGUCGCAUGUGCGCUGCGUGUUUCCAUCAUACACAGCAUCCAAUUUACUGUGAAACGAUCCCUUUUGCAGAUCUAAAAUGCACGUAAGUUUCCUUUUCUCGACGUUUUGUUCCUACACUACUUACCGCAAACGCAUGAUUUGGGUGGAUUUUACGGUAGGACAGUCAGCGGCAGAUUUAAUUCAGCUGUUAACGCUGCGCUACUGAAAGUCGAUCGAUCAAAUUUAAAAAAAACAAACCCUCGAGUGAUAAGUAGAUAAGAUGUCGACCGCCACCAGCUUAUCAAGUCUCGCGGCAUCAGAUAACGCAACCUGCUCUAACCGAGAGAGUCACGAACGUCCCGAGUGCCUUUUAAAAGCCACGAGAAUCCUACUCAUCGACCCUCCUAACCCAUCCGGUACAGCCAACACUGCCACGAUUGCAACCUGGGCACGGUAACACUGCAUCUACGAAACAUCUGUACGUCAAGCAGAAUGACCGAGUUGGGCAAUCGCACAAGUAUGGUGGUAGCGCGCUCACCGAACAGGCUACGGGGCGUAACUUGAUUGGUUCAAAAAUCGACAGGACAACGGAACCGUGGUUCAAUGGUAGAACGUUAAAUUUAGUAACGGCUGAUGACCAAAAAUGCCGCAGAACUUGGAUUUAAGGCCGACGAUGAUUACUAAGCCAUAAAUGACCAUUCUAGUCCCCCGUUUACUUUUUGAGACUCCUUCCAGCAACAGAAUAAGAAUCAUCUUCGAUGGGAGAGCAGGUCGAACUGUUUGGAAGUUAAACAAAUUCCUUUUUGGUAUCCCGUCCAAAGUCUAUGUUGCAUACCGCGAGAAAUUAAACAAACGCGUUAGAUGCGUUCAACUUCGAGGAUGCGUGUCUCCAAGCCAGCCACGUCUCUUUCGGCAAUACGUAUCCAUCGGAACCGUGCAACAAUUCUGAGCCCGAAGUUUUCUGGUCAAGGGGACCUCACCGAUCGUUUUUACGGAAAUCACUCGUUCCAUUGUGCCUAAAGGCUCUCUCUCGAGGUCAACCGGCGGCCGCACAGCGGCGCAGGAUAUAGGCAGAAUGGUAUUACGGACAAAGACAAGGGAGGCUGGAAUGGCCGUUUCUGGCUUAUCAGCCGCCUUCAGCCAGUCGUAUCCAACCCCGAAAUGUAGAACACCCAUUGUAUGUUUCCGAUCGCAACCGAUAGGACAACGAGCCCGUGGCUCAAUGGUUAGGGGCGUUGGAUUUCUAACUAAUAGGUCGCAGGAUCGAGCCACAGGUACUCCACACUUCGGAGUUGGGCAUAACUGGCUGACGUCGGCUGAUAAGCCAGAAAUGGCCAUUCCAGUCUCCCUUGUCGUUUUCGGUAACACCAUUCUGCGUAUAUCCUGCGGCGCUGUGUGGCUGCUGGUUGGACUCGAGAGAGAGAGAGUCCGUAAAAACGAUCAGUGAGCGUUCCUCUACCGUUCUAUAGGCAUUAUAGAGUAUUAUGUGGUUCUCCAGAGAAAGAUAUUACCUAAAACCCAGACAGUGUUUCGCCGAUAGUCUGUCGCUGCGCGACACAGCUGCGAGGAGUUUCGCUCUUCAGUGGGUCUCCCAGCGUCCUAUAUGCGGUUUCUGGCAUACGAACUCCAGAGAAUAAUCAAGCGAAUAAUUUCAGAAAUUAUUCAAAGCAUAGCAUGGAUUUAAGUCUCAGGGAUAUGACUUUUUAAUGUCAGACCCGAAGUUUUAAUGAACUUUCGAGUCAAAAACCACGAACGUCUGUGUAAUAACCAUGUAGUACCAAUUCUACAAACAUGUAGUAUUACAAGCCGCAUUAACUCUAUAUGGCAAGGGCAUUAUACCAUGCUGCAGACAAAAUAUCGGCAAAACACGUGUUUGGGUUUUUGGCUAGUACCCAUGUCGGAGUACGGCAUAAUACCUUUGUCAUAUAGAUUUCGUACGACUUGUAGUAUUACUUGUUCGUAGAAUGGGCAUUACAUGGUUGUUCCACAGAAGCUGAUUGUCUCCGACUCGAAUGUUUUAGAAAUUUCGGGUGCGACCAUAAAACGUCAUGCCCAGGAGACUUAACUCCAUGUCCUGCACUGAAUAAAUUCUGAAAUCAUUCGCUUGACAUAUAUAUUGAUCAGGUUUUAGUGGGACGAUGAAAGUUAUGUUAGUUCUUGUUGACCACAUCUGUGCUCCUUUCUGAACUUGGAGAUACGCCUGCAGAAGCCGCCCACCCCUCAUUAUGAAUGGAUGUAUCUAGAUUAAAAAGCACCAGUAUUAAUGUUCGCUCAUUUCGAAAAGUACGCUUGAUAUCUUGCUGUGUAAACAUGUUAUUAAACUUGCUCUCUGCGCAUCUUAUGUUUUGGCUUCUCGCAUGUCGCUGGGUUCUAAACCAUGCUAACGGAAGCAAUUUCAAAGAGAUGAUAAAAUGGUUGAGACUCUCGCGUCUGUUAUGUAUGCGUAAGCUGAAAAUAACUCCGCAAAACUGAAAAAAUUGUUCUUCAGAAGAGUCGUGGUCCGGCUUUUUAAAUCCUGGCCGAACAGGGAUCCAAGAGGUACCAGCGACGAAUUAUAGCGUGCUGGAGUAGGUAGCAAUGGGCGAAGGGUUUCCACGAUGUCUCUCGUCUUACCUAUUCAAACACAGUUCACACUCGCAAGCAUUUGUCAGUUGUCGUCGGCGCGUAACUUUUCAUUCAUCUGGUGGGGCCGUUUUGCAACGCAGAAGCUGAGGCUAAAGAAGGCACGGCACACCGUGGCGAACGCCUUGGAGCCCUUCAGCUGCCAAUCAAACGAAACUCUAUGGCCCCGAAGACACCUGCGCGCGCCUUCAUCUUGAUUGAUUGAUCGAUAAAACUGCGCGCGACCGAUGCAGCAUAGCCUUAUCAACGCGAACUUCGGAGCCAAGUGUAGGUGGUUUGGCGCUGAAGAAUAGCACUUAAAAAUGGAUCGAAAGUAGAGUCCAGGUGUAGUCCUCAUGCACUAGCUUAAUACGUGAAUUACUCUCGGUGAAACGAACUGCUUUAACCGGUUCCUCGACUAGCAUUACAACUGAGUCUCUCAAAGGAGAAAAUAGGGUCAAAUAAAGGAAAAACGUCGUAUACGUCAAAAUCAGGUUUGUGUACGAAAUGUACAGAAAAUUAAGGACGCAGUGAAGCUUUAGGGUAGUUCGGAAGAAGCCCGUUCCUACUGCAUGAUCUUCGAAAUUGUUUGCCUAAGAUGAUACCACUCCGCCAGUGCUGACAGUGCUAAUUUAAUCACGAGGAGUGGCCGAUCUCAUGAAAUGUUGGCCGAAAUUCUGAAAUGCGUUUUCGAUUCGGAAGGAUUACUUAGGUGGGGCUGUAAUAUUGAUCAUCAUGAAGCAAAAUCCUAUAGUAUUUCAGAAUUGCCAGGAUGUCGGCUUUUGAUUGAGGUUCUUUUCGCUCCUCCUGCAGAAAACACACUCGAUACACACUGACUACUUUAGUAGCAUGCAUUUUUCCUAUUGAUUUUCGAUGGUCUUGUAAAUUCAAAUAUAUUUCAUAGAAAACAUCCAUAAAAAUAUGCUUUCUUCUACCCCUUUGGUAGACAAUCACAUUGUCUUGAUAUUUUAUACCCGAAGAAAGUGUAUAUUUAGGUUUUAAAAAGUUUUCCUAUUCAAGGAUAAUUUUGAACCUGACCAGCCAUUAGCGUUUGACGAUUUUAGUCUAUAAAGUGCACGCUUCCCGCGUAAGGAAAAUCAUACAUUUCUCUAUGUCUUUAAGAAGGUACCACAUACAGUUCCUAAAAUUUCGCAAUGGAUCCGGACUGUGUUGUGCAUUUCAUAAGGAUCAUUGGUAAACGGCAAUGUGCGGUCCUGUACGCAUGGACAUCGCACGGUCUUAAAAAUCUCAUAAUUAAAAACUUUUUUAAAAUCCAAAUAUACACUUUUUCGGGCAUAAAAUAUCGAUACAAUGUGAUUUUAUACCAAAGGGGUAAAAGAAGGCAUAUUUUGUGCAUGUUUUCCAUAAAAUAUAUUUGAAUUUACAAGACCGUCGAUAAUCAAUAGGAAAAGUGCACGCUACUUAGGUCGUCACUUUUUCAAAGUGCGGUUUCUGCAGGAGGUCAAACAGGGCUGUAUCCAAAAGCCGACAUCCUAGUGAGUAUGAAAUGCCAUAGGCUUAUGCUGCAUACUUAUGAUUAUUACAACCCCGCCUAAGUAAUCCUUCCUAAUCGAAAACGCAUUUCAGAAUUUCGGCCAACAUUUCUUGAGAUCGAUCACGCACUGCAUGUCUCGGUGAGACUGUAUGCCAACUUUGCUAUUAAAUUUAUUUCGUUUUAUGCAAGAUGUCAGUUUGAGGCUCGAAAGAGCACCGUCAUAGGUCAACAAAAGUGUUGAUUUCAACGGCCAUACCGCGUAAGAUAUUUGGCCACUUCCGGGUGUGGGCUUUUAAUAGAUCACCCUACAAAAUUGGUAAGUAGAUUAUGCAGGUUUUGCGCACUUAUAAGUUAAAAGAUUCUAGAAAGGUCAGCUUUAAAGGCCAACAUUGCCUCUAUCAUUUGCAAAAGUGUGGCCUGGCUGGUCUUCCGCAACUGGUGACAAAAAAAUUCAGGGAAGUUUGAGAUGAAAAAAAUCACUUUCACGGAUGUUUUGGCAGCUUUUUGAAUAAUUCAUAUUGACCCAACGGUGAAAAACUCGGCGCCUCGGUGUAAUUCGAACCCAGGCAGUAAGGGGAAGGCUUUAGUACAGCCAAAGCAUUUUGCUUUGGUGCCCUGAAAAAGAGUCUGUCAUUUUUCACACAACUUUAAUUAACAGUCAGACUAAAGUCGCUACCUUUUGUCUCAUUUGUUCCUUCACAGUUGUUCCUUUUACAGGCAACGUGAUAAAUGCACUGGACAAAGACGGGGGCUAGAACGGUGUAUGGGGGGGGGGGGGACUUUAUGGGGGCUGCGCACCCAUAAUAAAUGCCAACAUUGGGGGGUUUUGUGACACGUCUAGGUGCAGGCCAACGUGGUGCUAGUUGGGACCCGAGGUGUCGCCGGCUUCUUUCUUGUCGUGCAAAAUCCUGGUCAGUGCCCGUUCGUUACCUGGAGGUGUGAUGGUACGCCUAGGUGCAGAUUUUCACCGUGCCAAUCACCUUCGCCCUCUCCCGCCUCUAGCCUUUUUGACUCUGUCAUGACGCCGAGUCAAGCUGGGGAAGGAGGUGGGGGUGAAGUAGGUGCUGCGCACGUCCACGAAUUUGCGCGCAAGUCACCGUCCACAUGUCCACUCUGCUGUGGUGCACUCGACGGACGUUGUCGGAAACGACGGUUGACCUGUCGAGUCAAAGCAUAUUAGCCACUGAAGGGCGAUGCAAGUGUGGGGUCAGGUUAAGAAUCCGUUAAUCUCGGUGCAUCCUAUGUAACGUUCAAAUUCCCUCGGACUCCAAUGGCCUAGCGCCAAUCAAAAGGGAACGCAACUCACAACUGACUGUACUUUGUCGACCCGAGCCAACGGAUGGCAAGCCUACUGUUCAACCAGUCAAACAGCCUUUUGACGGCCGAUCUUAGAACUAGAUUCUCGUAUCUCAAGCUAUAGCAGCAUACUGAUUGUGGGAGAUUUACGGUAGCCUUACCUGACGGGGAGUUCACCAAGGAGAAAUCAGGGUGCAAAUAUGCCCUCCCCUAGCCAGUGCACUUGUAAAGUCUCUCUUAACCUUGGGACACACACCUACAGUAAGCUUGGGGGUUUCCUGUGGCUUUUUGCUUCUGCAAGAAAAAGAUUAAGUCUUACUUCGCCAGGCCGAGCGCCCGUAGCCGUCAAACGAAUGAAUAGUAGGAGCGCAAUACAGUAAAAUGUGGAACACAGGCUUAUCGAAUAGGAUACGGAAUCUGGCAAUAAUGCGAAUCAUUUAACCAAUCAUAGCAAAAUCGCCAAGGUCGAAAAGGGCUGACUCAAAAGGUGGAAGUUUCGUGUCAACUACUCAGCCGGUCUGCGGAACGUCAGUCCAGACAGUUGGUGCGCGUGAUUCCGGGGGUUCAAUAGGACGCUUGCUACCGCCGCGAUAGCCUGCGAACAAAAUCAAAAGUUGCAGUUAUCCGUUCCGUAAUCUUUCGUUUUAUAGGUCUCCACAUUCCGCUCCUAACCACUUGAAGUAAGUUGCCUUAGGCAGGCGACCAACAGUUUUUUUUCAUAAAGGUGGCCUUUUUUGCCAAAUGGGACAGUCUACUGUCAGUUAUAAAGAAAUUGUUUUCGCUCGAACUCUAUGUCCACUCCUGGCGAUUUUGACUAUUUUUUGACUGGCCUUUUUCAACAAAUCGCUAAGCAUAUCUGUGUGGUCCAAAACUUUGUACAAAAACAGCUAGUCACCUCGGGCUACACUCAAAAAGAAGUACUUACGAAUAUGCAUUUUGCCCAUUCGAACAGUCAAGAUAAUUUGCUGGCUUGAGAGAUUAUCAUUCAGGGAACUUGAACAAACCCUUUCAGCAACUUCUUUGCCACAGUAACACAAGUAUGGACGAGUGAGUAUCGUAAGGAAUUUAGUUUAUAAAUUUGAAAUUAACUGAUGAGAGUUUUGGGAAACGGGUGAACUCUGCCCACCUUCUGUCUAAAAUUAACAUACAGUCCCUUGAAAUAGCGAAACUCCACUGCAGGUUCAAUAAAAGAGAAAGUUUUCUACACUCGAAGUCUCAAAAAGUACUAAAACGUAUAUAUAUCUUACUUUAGAUAUGUGACAUUUUGGAAAUCGCGCCCACCUGAGAAUGCAUAAGAGAACAUAAGCUGGGAAACUAAGUUAAUCAAAAGGGUCUGCAGAAGCAAGUAGGCUGCGAAAACUACACUUAAAUCUACGGUAAUUUGACGGCGGUAGCAGUGGAAAGAGGAGACGUUUUCCCCUUUUCAUCUGCCAACCGGUUUCUCGCGUUGUACCUUUUUUCUGGGACAUGCAGCGCCGUAACCAUUUUUCGAGAGGAAACGUUAUAAAACCACAUGUGUGAAAACUGUCAAAUCGUAGCCUAGGGUAGGGAGAACGCAGAUUUAACAGGCGAAUGGAAUGCAGCGCCGGAGGAUGACCGGUGGUGAGGCACUGGUGGACUUCGGGUCAAUGAAGGACUAAUGACCAAUUUGCCAGACGCCAUCCAUGAACCACGUGUGUCGCUUACGAACGCAUAUGUGUGUUUCUAGUUCCAAAUGGUGAUCAUCGUUAUGUCUGAGUGAAUGAAGGCAGAAUAAGCCCAAAACAGUACUGUAACAAUCUUCCCGCACUCUCUGUCGUUUCUCUCAUUUGUAAGAUAGAAAAAUCUGAGGGGAAACGACAAAAUCUGGAUGGUAGAUUGAUAUAGUACUGUUUCGGGCUCAUUUCUGCAUUCGUUCAGUCAAUCAUAACCCUGACCAACAGCUGAGACCAGAAACACAAAAAUGCCCACAGACACACCUGAUGCAGUUGGUCCACCACUGGGGUCUACCAGAUGGGUCAUAAUCACUUCACCAAGCCGAAGUUCAUCAGUGUCUCGCCACCUGUCAUUCUCUGUGGCUGCAGAUCGGGUACUUAUUCACUCAGGAAUGAGCACAUACCGAUCCAUUGGCUUCCAGAAGUAAACAAGCUUCGUAUGCAUGAUAGGGAUCACAAUCAGGCGACCACCUACAAGACCCAAGUCGGCCAAGCUCUGAUUAACUUCGGUUGGAUGAAGUGCUUAUGGCCCAUCUAGCAGAUCCCCAGCGGUAGACCAGCUGCGCCAGGUGUGUGAGCGCAUGUUGGUGUUUCUGAUCCCAGCUGGUGGUCAAGGUUAUGAUUGGCUGAAUAAAGGCAAGCAAGUCAUAAAUAGAGCUGUAUCAAUCUACUCCCAGACUCUGUCGUCUCCCGUCUGCUAUCACAGCUUGACCGGCUUCGGUCUGGUAGGUGGUUGCGUGUUCGUGACUCCUAUCACCCAUACGAAGCUUGUUUGCUUCGGAAGGCCAAUGGAUCGGUGUAAGCCCAUUCCCGAGUAAAUAUAUAUAUUUACUAUUGACCCAACUGUGAAAAACUCGGCGCCUCGGUGGGAUUCGAACCCACGCAGUAAGGGGAAGGCUAUAGCGCAGCCAACGCUCUAACCACCUGAGCUACGAGGCCCCGCCGAUCAAUAUGAAUUAUUCCAAAUCUGCCAAAAUAUCAAUGAAAUGUAUACAUAUAUAUGGCAGAAGAUAAAAACAUACUUGCACGCAUAUGAAACUAUGAAACAUAUAUGCGAGUUCCGCAAAAACGAUCGGCGGGCGUUCCUGUACAAAUGCAUAUUUCCGAUUGCGACCGACAGAACAACGAGAAUGUGUCUCAGUGGUUAGAGGCGCUGGACUUCUAACUAACAGGUUGCGGGAUCGAGCCCCAGGCGUCCCACACUUCGGUGUUGGGUAUGACUGGUUGACGACGGCUAAUAAGCCAAAAGUGGCCAUUCCAGUCUAUCUUGUCUUCGUCGAAAAUGCUAUUCUGCCCAUAUCCUGCGCCUCUGUGCGGCUGCUGGUUUGGCUCGAGAGGGAGGGCCAUAAGGUACAACGGGACGAGUGAGUUCCGUAACACGAUCGGUGAGCGCCCCUCUACCAAUGUAUACAUUUAUAUAUAAUAAUAGAGGGCUCUCACCGAUCACGUUACGGGCCGCACUUGUCCCGUCGCGCCCGCAGCCUCACAGCGGGACGAGUGUGUCCGUUAGAGCGAUCGGUGAGCGUCCAUCUACCACUGUGUAUGUCUGAUCGCAGCUGACAGGACAAGGAGCCCAUGGCGUUGGACUUCUAUCCCUGUCAUCACUCCUCCUUGAGUAUUAUAGCUUGACCGACUUCGAUCUGAUAGUAGAUUGCCCGUUCGUAAUCUCUUCCGGCUUGUUUACAUCGAGAAUCCAAUAGAUAGGUGAGAAGUGUUUUUUUUAUUUAACUUAUAUUUGUUAAGCAACGAAGACAUUUUGGAGAGGUAUCCUUUAGCUUCUCAAAAACUUGAGCAUACAGCUCGCGGCCUUGAGAUGCGAUACUGAGAGGGAAUCCUUUGGUGGCCCAUAUAUUAAACAUGAGACGGAAUAAAAGAAAUCUGAAAGUUAUUCGCAACUUGUUCACAAUCUUGUUGUUGUCAAUGGGGAAUAUAGACAAAUCUAUUGGUAGUGGGCACGCUCACCGAUCGUAUAACGCAACUCACUCGUCCCGUGUUGUGCCUUGGGGCUCUUUCUCUCUCGAGCCCAGCCAGCAACCGCAUAGCGGUACGUAAUACAGGCAGAAUAACGUUACCGACAAAGACAAGGGAGACUGGAAUUGCCCUUUCUGACUUAUUAGCCGUCGUCAGCCAGUUAUACUCGACCCCAUAGUGUGGAACACCUGGGGCCCGAUCCCGUCCCGUCGGCUUCGAUCGGGAAUAUACAUUGGUAGAGAGGGCGCUCACUGACCAUGUUACGGAACUCACUCGUCCCGCAUUGUGCCUUGGGGCCCUCUCGCGAUCCCAAUCAGCAGCCGCAUAGCAGCACGUAAUAUAGGCAGAAUCUAUUUAUCAUUAUAUUCACAUAAAAGUGCUAAUAGGGCUUAAAAUAGAACUCCACUCUCGAGACGCCCGACAGACUCCUCACGGCCUAAUCUAAAUAAGGGUCCUUGCGUGUAUGAGCAGAGCAAGAAACACCCUGAGCUCGAAGUUCAGUGAAACAGACUGUCACAAAAUCGACCAAUCAGAAGUGCAGGUAAUUUAGAGAGAAACCAGCUGGUGAUUUCUCAGGAGAUAGUUGCGGAAAAGAGGGUGGGCUACUUGUUGACUUAUACGGAGAAGUGACAAAAUGGGUUCUCUAAAAGAACCCCAAGACAAUACUACAUCGGAAAAGCAAACUAACUGGUAUUGACGAAGUAAUUUCCUUCAAAAACACCAUUUCCGCCUUUUGUGGGCGAAUGCGUGCAGUUCCAGUGAUCUUGUCUAUUCGCAAUAGCAUAUAGUUGACCUUUGCCGAGAGAUCAAACAAUCUGGACUCUAUCAACAAGAGAUCUCUCUAUCUUAAUGUCCAAUUUUUGAGAAAAUUGUAAAGAGGUAAGAUACUAUUUCGUAGCCGCACCUGUUUGGCGUUAGGCGUUGGGGGUUAGGCCUAGGCGUUAGAAUUAGGGGGUUUGGGGCGUUAGUGUUAAACCCCCCUAUUACCAUUUGUCCCGUAUGACACGCGGCUGGGGCUUGUCUACGGCUGCGAAAUACGAUCAGGCCUGUAAACAUCUUUUAAAAACACCCAAAACUGCCAGCUCUACGUCCGGCACCGUCGACUGUUGGCGCAUUUCUCUACAUUCAAUCCUGCCUCUGGGUUCCAAAAGGGCUCCUUGCCACAAUUUGUUUCUCAAAUAGCCGGCUUAACUACAUCCCUCCCCUCCCACGUCCUUCCACCUCAUGCCUCAUAACCUUCCUGUUAGAUUCUUAUGCGAUUAUUGAUUGAUUUACCACAUUUCCGGCAGGCGCCUUGACUCAGACGUCUGGAGUCUCGGGUCACCAGUAGCUCCCUCAGGGUUCCCCGUAUGCUUUUAGGGAAGUGCGCGCCAGUUUCGCUGUCGGGGUUUUCAUUUACUUAAGAAAUUAAUAUGUGGACUUGGAGGUUGUUAGAAUUCGCCCACUAAAAGGGGCCACGCGGUAACACGCGUUGGAUUUACACAGAGGCUGGGUCGGAAGCCGGCCAGCUUUAUUGGGUAAGAUGUGGAUAUGUGACCCCACUUGAUGAGCACAAUAUUCUUAGGUUUGGGGUUAGGGGUUAUGUUAAGGGGUUAGGGUUAGAGAUUGAAGCAACUAUUUCUCAACCACUCAAAGUACAACCGCGCAUCCCCAAUAGCUCUUCAUUUGCAUACAAUUACAGUAAGUGGACUAAAUCAUUAAAUGUCAGCCUAAAUUUCGAAAUGCGUUCCCUUGUCAAAGAGAUUAAUUAAGUAGGAAUGUGAGACUGCUCAUCAUGCAGCAUAAUUCCAUAAUAAUCUAGUUACCUUAGGGUGUAGGUUUUCGAAUGAACUUCUUUCCGACUGCAUGUAAGAAUUAUACAUUGCAAAAAAUGACUAUUUAAAUAGCAUACAAGUUUCCCGUUAAUUUCGAUGCCCUUAAAAAGUCAAUUAUAUUUCAUGGAAAAUGUGCAUAGAAAUAUUCGUUCAUUUGUUCAUUCGGUAGAAAAUGGCGUCUUUUUCCAAUUUUUUACUCAAAGAAAGGGUAUAAUUCGGUUUUAAAAAGUUUCUAAUUGUGAGAUUUUUUAAUACCGUGAAAUGAACCUUCAUAAAACGUCAUGCCUCUGCAUUUACUAAUGUGGCUUUAAAUGUUAACAGUUUGGCUCAAAUUCACUGCUACAUUUUAUGAAACCCACACAGUCUUCUCUGAAUACCGUAGAGAUCAUUAUAGAAUUAUGCUGAAUGAUGUUUAGUUUUACAACCCUUUGUAAAUAAUCUUUUCGAAAUGAGAACGCAUUUCGAAAUUUCGGCUGACAUUUCAUGAGUUAGCCCACCUACUGUACUUGACCUCGUCGCCUGUGCGAUCCCCGACCCCACCUGUAAAAACACCUAUUACCACCGGUCCCGUAUUACAGAUGGUUGGGAUUUGUUUACUUCAGUUAUGGACUACAUGACCACAUCUGACCCUUUAUUGGGAAUGCGCAUUCAAAAAAGGUCUCAACAUUCGGGGUGUGGUGGCCGGCCAUUGUUCAGUCUCAUGCCACGUGAAGUGGGAUCUGUGCUGCCUGAUCAAGCGUUUGUUGUAGGUCAGGGUGUGUGGUGGUACGCCUAGGUGCGGGGUUUCGCCGCGCCGGCCACCUGCGGCCUCUCCUGCUUCCGGUCAUCCUGACUCUGUUUUGGAUGCACCGGAUGCAGGUGGGUUAGGACGACAGAAUGCGCUGGAUGUUGCGUAAGCAGGUCAUUGUCCUUGUUAUCGCCCUGCUGUGGAACACGUGGUGGACAUCGUCGACCACGAACGUCAAACUGUGACGGUUGUUCGGAAAGUACUGGUCGAUAUUUUGACUGACUUCUUUAAGAAUUGCUAUUUUCGCAGUUUUUUAUAGAUGCUUUUGCAUGCUUGAUAACUGAUGCGUAUUCUUUGAGAAUUCUUCUACAAUUGCUUUCAGAGCACAGUUUUGGAGCGUAAAAACUCUUAAUGACGAAUAUAAAGAAGAGGAACUGCGUUUACUUUUAGUAUCAAAGUUCAAGCUCGGUCAUAAUCCUUCCCAAACAACCGUUAAUAUCAACUGCGCAUGGAGAGAAGGGUCUACAAGUUAUCAGACUGUAUGUAGGUUGUUCCAGAAAUUCCGCAGUGGCAAUGAGAAGAAGGACGGUCAUGCACUCUUGAAAAUGAACUUUUGAUGCUCUUAAGGAAAACCCUCGAAGCGAAGCACAAGAGACUGUAAUGACUAUUUCUGGUUUCAUCUGACUCACUUCAGAAAACAUCAAAGGUCCCCCGACGGCAUUCGAAUCCACAACAUCAAAGUCUUGCGCACAGGCAACGCUCAGCCACCUUUUCGUGUUCACUGGAAGCCUUAUUUUUAUUCACAAGUAAACUAAGUUGCCUCCCUCCACCUAACCUACGGAAACAUAUAGGAUCCGUCAAUUCUGCUUUAAUUUUCCGUCUACAAGGGCCCUCUGUCGGAGUUUUCUUGUUUGACUACAUAACUGCUCAUUUGGUGUUGCAUUCUUACAAUCUCCGAUGAUGGCCUCCUGUAUGAGACCGAAACUUCAGACUACUGCAUGUACUGUCUCCGUGAUUGCGAGUUCAUCGACUUUGCAAACACCAAACUGCUCAGUUUCUGUCAUGUACUUAUGUCUGACUUAAUAUUUCCGUUCACAACUGACAAAAUGGUGAGCACAUGACUUCAGGGUGGGGCGUGUUACUCAGGCGCAAAGUGUGAUUGGAGCGCGGCGAAAAAAUUGGCUGGCAAAGGCUCACUUGCAUUUUCGGCAAGGUUCUCGGGGAGGAAGUAUUUUGACACAUUUUGGGGUAACAUGACGAUCUUAGCGUAACGAACUAAGAUGGCCACUGGGGGUGGGCACAGGGACGGUGACUUCUGUGUGAUUUGGUCUAUAGUGAAUGUAGACUUGCACAGCAUCUACCGCACUCUCUCCUCCCCCCACCUGGAUCCGGUGUCAAGACAGCUUUUGAGCAGUUUCUCAUCCCUCAUCCACUUGGGCCCAGUGGCCAGAGAGAGAGAAAGUCAGAACGACCGAGUGGCGGGCUCUGUAGUUACAGACCGUCCUGACGCGCUACCUGAGGUGACAUAAGAGCCCUAUUUCGAGUGAAAAGAAUGGAUAGAGUUCUAGAUGAAUGGAGAGUGCAUCCUGAAGUCAUACAAGAAAAGGUUCUUCUUUGGAAUAUUUGAACUCUAGCUGAGAAGUCUGCUGAACGCCCUGCAACGCACGCUCCGCCGCAACUGUUGUUUGUGCGCCGCUAUUCCAUUGUACAAAUAAGGUACAGUAGAACUGUGGCACCAACAUGAGAGCUUCAGUGUUUAAAUAAAAUAACGGCCGAAGUAGAAUAACCCUCAUUAACUGCAAUGCAACGCAAUCGGAUCUAAGGGCAUUUAAUGACAGGGCAUUUAAUGGGGGCGUAAUGCGUUCAGAAAGGACAGAGUGGUGUGUUAUGUCAUGUCCUUGCCGUGACGCUUUGCUAGUAACCAGUUCUGCAACUCUCCGUGAUCAAAUCCCCAAAUGAGGACUCAGCAGGAUGGGUGGGGGAACAAGAAGUCUAUUGCAGAGUCCUCAUGACAAAAACUUAGCGAGAAAAGGUACGUACGCAAAUGUCUAAGGCCGGUUUGGAAUUGAGCCAGUUAGAUCAUACCCUGGAGCUGUUGGCAUGACGACUGGACUUCUGACUCAUCUGAGUGGCCGGGCACCCCUCCAAUCCUGAACGACCUCAGCACGCUCACGCCGUGUAGGUUGAUCGAUAAGACGGCGUGUGUGUGUGCGCGUUGUUAGGGCGGGGGGCGUGCGAACGAGUCGGUCAGGAAAGAUCCUCUCCUAACAUGUUAAACAUCAGACCAGGACUUAACGCGUUCUCCUUAUAUCUCGAAAUCCGAUUAAUGGGCUCUCGCCCACGUACCUGAUCCUUCUUUUUCAACUGUCUGCCAUAGCCUACAUGAGGAUGAGGAGGAGACUAUUGGAAAGAUGUCACGUUGUUUCUCAUCUACAGACUGCUCUCUUUUGUACCUCCUCUCGAACGACUAGAUGAGUGCGAGUCUGGUGCAGAACACAGCCACAAGCCCGAAUCAAUAUCCAACGGCCGCCCAGAAGAAGACCUACGCUGUGGCUCUCUUCGACCUUCAGACCUACGACCCCAAUGACCUUCAGUUUAAGGAGGGCGACCUGCUAGUCGUCUACGACACCACCGGCGACUGGUGGAAGGGUUUCAAUCCCAGAACAGGCAAAAAGGGCUUCAUUCCCUUCAACUACGUAAAUGACAGGAAGGGUACCUCUCACAUCCUUGAUGCUAUUCAUGAAAUCGACAGGGAGCAGGCCAUCAAAAAGCUUCUUGCAACUGCGGCUAACUGGGAUGAAAAUUUUAUCCUCAGGCCUAGAGCUGGUGAGUAGUUUUGCAGCAAUAUUAAUGUCCUCGGUACUGUCAGAGCUUUAGGCUGCGCAGCAGCAUCCAUGAAGCCCUGGCGAGGUAUGCACAAAGCUGCGUCCUUAUGAAAAUUUCUAGUGAGGGUGCAGGUGUCUCAAUGGGGAAUGCCGCUGUCAUUCAGGCCCGAAAACCCAUUGGCUGACAACUCGUCCAGUGACAGGUGGCAUACUGUUGUGUUGAAUUCGAGUACGCGUUUGACGUUUCAGCCGUCGGUUUCAACGAUGUCCACCGUAUACCCAACAGCCGGGCGGACGCUGGAACGGUGACUUGCGUUUGAAUUGGUUUAUACUGCUAGCCGACUUGCACUGUAUCUACCGCACAGGCUCUCUUUUCCUCCCACUACUGUCCCGAUUCAUGACAGAGUCAGAAAAACUGGAUGGGGGGGAGGACGCGGGUGGACGGUGCGGCGUGAACUUGCACCUUGGAGUGCCGCCACACCCCCGGUCUGCAUACGAACGACUAGGAUUUUUCACAAAAGGAAGGUAGAGCGGCUCGGAUCCUAACUAACAGAGAGUGUCACAUUAGGGUGGAGCCGUUGCUGUCUGACUCUCAGUCUACCAGCCGGCGGCUCCACGCAAACACACAUAUUGGGCUGAAUGUGAGGUCUGGCAACCUUUCAGGCCACACCCUUUACCGCACUGUGAUAGGCUCAAACGCGUGCACUUCUUUAGGGUGAGAAAACUGCGCUGAGAGUCGACCUCGAUCGCUCUUCCCUUGCUCGUGAACCAGUCGAUUGUUCCAGCCGGACAGCCAACUGAUAUUAGGAUUGGGAGAUGUGAGUGACAGAGCUAGGAACAGCCCGUCUUCACGCACCACACACGCGACCAGCCUCUACUCGACUUUCACACAAGGAAGUGGGCGACUGAGAUUUCAUGCAUGUCAAAGUGUCAUAGAAGCCCCAUUAAGGAGGAACCAUCGCAGACUGCUCUCAGUCCACCAACUGGCUGCCCAACUCAAACACACAUUGGGCUGACUGUGAGGUCCGAGUUAUCUCCAAGCAAGCACUCCAAGUCACCGCAUCUAGCGCACCCUCUAUAGGCUCAAGGACGUCGGAUUGUUUGUAGUGCGAAAAGUGCGCCGAUGGUCGGCCUUAUUUUCUAGUACUCUCCUCGCAAUCCUGUAAAUGGCGUCCACAGGCAAAGUGAACAUGUAUCAGAUUGAACGGUAAACACAUAGCGGCAUGCAUGAUGAAAAGACCUAUUUCCAGCCAUUUCAACAACGGAAACUUUCAAUAGAAUUCAAUGUUAAAAAGACACAGUUCUAGCAUUGAAAGAAAACGCCUGUUUCGUCAACAGAAAGUGGUCAUUCCUCUACGUCUUCUUCUGGAUCUUUGAGUGAGAUUUUUUCAUACGAUGAAGGAAAACUUGAUCAAAAGACAUUUAGGUGGGAUAUGACUUGCAGACCCAUGAGCUAAACUGGGUACUAGGAUUAAAAAUCCUUUGUAGGCUCUGACUCACUUGAGGUUUAGAUCAAUAAUACAGGGGAAACCAAGUGCAAGAGUGCCUCUUGAUAGGCUCAAAGCGCUUGCAUUUCAAAAUUAGAAAACACUUCUGUUUUGAAGAAUAUCACUCAGAUUUAGAUACAGCAGACUGUAAAGAAUGUCUCUUAAACACACGUCUUAUUUACAUCAAGACAGAGUCAGGCUUUCGUGGUAGAAACGUCGACAGGAGUAUACAUGGCAGAGUCAGGAAUAACAACGGUAGCAGGAAUGGUUAUAACAACGAAAACUAGCAAUCCCAUAGUGGUACUUCCAUCAGAGUUUUAUAAUUCAAUCGACCUUAGCAUGAAAAUCUCUCAACCGAACCAAUGAAAACAAAGACAAGACUUUAACAAUGAGUUUAACUAUAUUUGAGUGAAGUUACUCGUCCAAUCUCCUGCAAGGUAUGGAAAUACUCCUAUUCUGGUCGGUCACUUGACUAUCCAAGCAUAAUUUCCUGAAAAAUCAAUAAAAAUGCAUUAGGCGGCACUCUGACUCAUUAAUGGUGUUUUUAGCGGACUUGACUAAUUCAUGAGACUCUGCUGGAUUCAAGACCGAUUGCAGUUAUAGUAGGUUGUGAAAAAGUCAAGACCUUCGAGCAGGACCUCGUGCCCAAGUUGGUUAGGACCGUGGAUUCAAAUCCUCCCUUGACUGCCGAGUUUUUCACAAUUCAGUCAAAAACAUUUUUCAAAUCUGCCAAGGAACACCGAUUAAUUAAGUGGACCUGGUAGUCAUCCAGUGCACUCUAAAUUAAUUUUUAAGCAAAUCCUACUUCGACAGUCAGCCUGUUGUACCAUAUUUGGUGAAUUCCAUACGUUGUAGUAGGCUGGGCGAGUGACUUGACCCAAAUUUGUUUUAAUUCACGACUCCAAGCGGGGUUUCCGUAGCUCAGGAGGUGAGAGCGUUGGCUGUACUCAGGUCUUGCCCUUGAGUUCGAAUCCCACCGAGGCCGAGGAGAUUUCAUAAUCGCCUCUAAUGAGUCCUUUGUGUCAAAAGUAAUCAUAUUAGUAGUGAUAGUAGUAGUAGUAGUAGUAGUAGUAGUAGUAGUAGUAGUUCUGGCAGUAGCGGUAGUGGUACUAGAAAAAUCCAAUAUAGUAAGAGGUCCCAGUGAUUAGUAGGUUUACGGAACAUGGCAGCAAUAAUAGUAGUAAUGAAUGGGAUGGGGAAAAAAUAACACUGUUAAAAGGCAUCCAAUCUGCAAAUUGCCCUUCAUACCCUUUCUUUUUUCAAGACUUUCAUCUGUUUGCGUCUUGUCAGGUGACGAAACCUUCGCCCUCUCCGUUCGUCUCUACUCCCAGGAAGGCGUCAAAGUGAAGCACUACAAACUGUCCUUCGACACAAGCAUGGGCCAGUGCUACCUGCGAGACGAUAGUCGUUUCCUCACAGUCCAAGAACUCAUCACCUACUAUCAACGUUAGUUUUCAAUCCGUGGGCGAGAAAGCACACUUUUUUCUACACCCUCAUGCAAUGCCUACAACAUUGGUCCUCUCAUGGUAGACCAGUUAUUUACAAAAAUUAUUUUGACUCAGCGUGGAUUAGUUACCUAGGAUUUGGAUUAAACAGUCGGAGUUGGUGUGGUUAUCAUUUAAACGGGUCAGACUCAUUGCAGAAAACUGAAGGAAAGAGCACGUGAGGCCCGUUAUCUCCGCGACCUGUUUAACAGCAUGGAUAUCCGAAGGUAUUUAUAAGUCGCUGCCAGAGGAGCUUACAUCAACAUAAUCAAGGAUAUGGUAUUCCAUGCCAUAUAGUAAGGACAUUUCAUAAGCGACUGAGCGUAAUGCUGAGGAACUAGGCUUUGGAACUGCACACAACCCAAAGCCACCAAGACCGGUCAAAGUCCCAGCAGCAAUGUGAGGAAGUGUGUCGCCUCCUGUGCCAAAACUGUCCUUGAAACUGCGCAGGCUAAACUAUACGCAUGCUCAGAUCGCGCAUGAACGAACAUAAGCUGACUGUGCAACGAGUCAACGAAUCAUCACAAGUGGCUGCCCACACCUACCAAAAGGGGUCAUAAGUUUAACUUCGCAGCCACAAAGGUAAUUGCCAACGCCGAAAAUGAGACUAGCUGAGAUUUGAUUGAACCUGGGCUUCGGACGAAAACUCAAUCAAUCGAUUUUUCGGUCUGGAGCCGGCGUACAGAGCUCUGCGCAACCAUCCCCGUCGUGCACACCGGUCGACGAGUGGCUAAAGCCCUACAGUCGUCGCUUGCUCCGUGGUUGCUACUAUCUAUGACUCUGGACUUCUGCACGAGCCCGAAUGCUCAAACUAUACACAAAUAGUUCCGGUGCUCGACCAGCCUUCUGCUUCACUUAAAUUAUUUUCUGUUGUCAGAGCUCAAAUUGAGGGCUAUCAACCCUCUUUGAGCAGAUGGCAGAAAUAAUCUCGGCAACCUAAGACAAAAACAGUCAGUCCGUAAUCAAGCACGCAUAAAUUCAAGCAGCAUGGUUUCUCGCAUAUGGUUGGUCACCGACGGAAGUUUGGUUAAUCCACUGUAAUUUCCUGGGAGACGUGUUCAACUGGACUUCAUGGUGGGCCUACAUCGGCUGUUCACCAACUCUUUGCAUUGCUCAACAAUAGCGGUCUGACCAGUUACUCCUCCCAUCACUACUUUUAUUCAAAUAUCUCAGACUUUCUCUUUUGGCAUGAUAAAAUAGCGCACAUUCUCGCAACGCCGCAUAGACAGGCGAGAGACUUAUUUUCGGUCACCAUCAGCCUCACUACAGACGGAGAAGAUCUGUGGACUGGUUCCAGCUGGUGGCUAAGGCAGACGCUCGACCACUACAGUUAAUGGUUCACAGUCCGUUGGUCGCAAUGAGAAGCACGCAGUCACAUGUGUGUAUGUUCACCAAUCCGGCUUGACUAAUAAACGGAGUUCAAACGUGAAGUUUUGCUCCGGGGCACCGAUCCAAAGGCCUCACAGACGACGGCAUAGUAUAAGGACGAAAGCCGACAGUCGCAAACGACAGCCUCAUCUGUGUGCCCCAUCAAAUGGGUGCGGUGCUGGUGAGGCGCGCACGUGGGGUGGACUUGCACUGCAUCCGCCGCACUCUCUCCUCCUUAGCCCAUUUUGCAGGUAUGGCAAGAGGGUCUUUGGUGGGCGCAGGCUCAGUGGAUGGCCGAGCUAAACGGUCUCUCUACGCGUACCGCACACGAGCUCUUCGCCGUGGGAAUGGACUGCCAAUGCCGACCUCUCUCUCUCACACACCAGUCGUCUCCCCGGGUUUGUCAGCCAGGUAGUGGUGGGGUUGGGCCCAGUGGCUGACGGAACAUGGUGAUUUACGUCCAGGGCGUUCACGCAAUUUGACAAACGCGUAUCGUGAACCAGUCUGACCCCCAUUUCGUUCGACGCGUCUGCAGCGAAGCCCGUUGCGGCGCCAAGAAUAGCAUUGAUGGCGUAAACUAGGACAACUAGAAUGCGAAAUUUAGGUUUUAUUGGUUGUCCAUCAUAAUGCUACCGACGGGGAAUGUUCAAGGCUGGGAAGCCAAGGCAUAACAUAGUCCCUUUGCAUGCCUUUCUACAAUCAAUACAUAUUGGCGAACUCCGCGCAUGUGCCUUUAGUGAAGUUACUCAGUGAGAAUCCUAGACCAAGACAAAGUGAAGAAUUUUAUGGAGGGGAGAAAAUUGUAGCAUGAUAUAAGUGUACAUAAGGGUAUAUUUUAGCGGAACGGGCUUUCAUGCACCCUUCAAAUGAUCUAAAGAAGGUCAAAGAACAAGCGUAAUUUGCAACACCUUUCGGACAGCCUAAUUGUAUGCGCCCUGCAUAUAACGGCAGCCAUGCCUCAACUAAGACUGAAGAAAUUUUAAUUUGACCCUCUCCCUCUCCUCCUCCUUCCGUUUCAGAACAUGAAAUUGAGGACAACUGUCAUCUGCGCAAGCCCGUUCGUUGA
Spirometra erinaceieuropaei is the source of this 23529-nucleotide messenger RNA. Lineage: Eukaryota; Metazoa; Platyhelminthes; Cestoda; Diphyllobothriidea; Diphyllobothriidae. The record is from the annotation of a GenBank genome assembly.